AUGUCUGUGGUGGAGAACAAGCGUCAGAACUCAGUGAAGGGGCUGGCGCAAAAGCAAUCCGGCAACGCCGCUGGACAAGGAAUGGCGGCAGCAACGGUGCCCUUAGAGGCAGCAUUGAGCGGGGCCAUCGGUGCCCGCGUUCGUAUUACGACCGCUCAGCCAAAUCAGUCGAUCCUCGAAGGUACUCUUUUCACAGCGUGUCCAAUCACCAACCUAGUGGCAAUCAACACCGUUCCCGCCACCAACCCGAGUGAUGCUAAGCAAGCGCAAACUGGAGACUACCAUGUGAUUCCCAUCUCGCGCAUUCAACAAUUCCAGCUUCUUGCCCUCGCCACUCCUUCCAACUCCACCUCGUCCUCAUUCACCGAUGCGCAGCCCACGAUUCAGGCACUGGACACCCGUGCGCUCAAGGCCCGUGAAGCAAAAGCGAUCGGUGAGGCAUUCGACCGCGAAGCCCGUCGUGGCAAGGGUGUCACCCGUGAAGCCCAGGAGCUGUUCGAUGCUUUCAGUCGCACCAUGCCGGCGCGAUGGAACGGACACAGCAUCGUUGUAGCCGAUGCCGUGACAAUCGCCGCACCCUACCGCGUUGAUGACUGUCGCCCGAAUGUAGAGGGCGACACGGCUGCUCUUGCCAGAGUGCGCAAAGUGCUCGAGAUGGAGCGCAAAAAGAUCGAGCUCCGUAAUGCUAGCGCCAGCAUUGGCUCUACCAGCACCUUCUCUCGCAAUCCCAGCAGCCCUAGUGAUCAGCGCAAAGGCGGAUAA
This is a messenger RNA of Penicillium salamii, 762 nucleotides long. Lineage: Eukaryota; Fungi; Ascomycota; Eurotiomycetes; Eurotiales; Aspergillaceae. The record is from the annotation of a GenBank genome assembly.